CAUAUGCAGUGUCCGGUCCUGCGGGUCCAGCGCCCCGUUACGUUGCUGCAUGCCCAAUGUAAUGUGCAUGUACGACCGCUUCCAAUAGCCUACACCGUGCAACAUUCAGGCUAUGUGAAAAUGUAAGCCCCCGUCCCUUAGUGUUGUGCAUGAACACGCUAGCUCUAAACCCGCCAUCGCCAACCCAGAAAAUGAGUGAGAAGAGCCCGAAUUACGAGACUUAUUCUCAGUUUGGUGAAGAGCAGGAUUCUCCGACCAUUCCACACAUCAGUUCCUUUGCCAAGAGAAAUAAUCGACUUUCAACAUCGCCAGACUCGGAGGAGUGUUCCCAGUCGACAGGAUUUUACAGGGAGCUUACACUGCCAGUGGAAGAAAUGGAUCCAAACGGCUCGGUGUCAAACACCAAUCAGACCACAACCUCUCCUAUCACUAUGCAGUCGCAGUCAGCGCAACAACAGCAGCAACAACAACACCACCAGCAGCAGCAGCAGCAGCAACAACAACAGCAACAACAACAACAACAACAACAACAACAACAACAACAACAACAGCAGCAACAACAACAACAACAACAACAACAUGAGCAACAGCAACCAGGAACCCAGCAGCAAUACGCCAAAGCAGUAGCUGCAGCAGUUGCAGCUGCUUACCAAGCCCAGGCCCAGGCCCAGGAGAUGGGGCGCAUAGCGGAGGCGAACAUGGCACCGGCCGGUGCCGCCCCAUCCGUGCCGAUAAUAACCUCUGUGUCAGGCGGCGCCGUCCAUCCACACCCACCCGCCUCGAUGAACAUGUCUUCCCUACCACCCUUGCUGCCCAUGCAAGUCACCCACUCGUCCCUGCUUGGUCAAGCAUUGCAGGCGGCUAAUGACAUGGGCGGCCUGUCGGCGUUGCAGCUCGCUGUCCAACACCAACAGCAGUUGCAACAGCAGCAGCAGCAACUGCUGCAUGCCGUACAAGCUGCGCAUGCGCAGAACACCGGACAGAAGAUGAUGUCGCCUCCUCCGUCUGACGCCUCCCCGACUGAUGACGGUGAGUCUAGAGACGAAGACAAGUCAGUUCUAGUCAACCUGAUGCCUCCUUCAAGCAUGGGAACCCCGGUCUCGAUUGGACACGGUGAUCCAUCCACUAUGCAUACCCUGACACCCACCUCUCAACUACAAACGCCAAACUCUAGCCACUUAUUGACGACAUCGGCUUCCUCACCCGAGAACGUCUACAGCAUGCCGGCUGGUGCUGCCUCGGCCACCUUACCGUCCAUAAACAUGUCAGCUGGAAUGAUGCCCAACAAUCAGGCUUCCAAUCUGAACAUGAGUCUCGCGCCGCACUUCAUCCAGCUGAACAGCCCCCAGGGAACCUCCAUGCCGGUACCGCAGAUGGUAAUCCAAUCCCCGGGACCUAACGGCCAACAAGAGAUGGUGUCGCCGGAGCAUCAGAUGAUGGUACAGGGUGUCUCACCACCAGGUAUCACCGAUAACAACAACAUCGAUAUGAUGAGCAAUAUGCCAACUCAGUGUGCAGCUUCGACCUCUAAGAGACGGAACUCCAAAAAGCCUGUCGCGGAAAACGACAAAGACGAUAAAUACUUUGAGCGCCGGACCCGUAACAACAUGGCGGCCAAAAGAUCGCGAGAUUCUCGCAAGCGACGAGAAGACCAGGUGUCCAUGCGCGCCAACUUUCUCCAGAAGGAGAAUGACAUCUUGCGCGCCCAGCUGGCUACAUUGAGACAAGAGGCUAACUCUCUCAAGCAGCUCUUGACCCAGCAACGACCAAUCAUGCCUGCCCAAAUUCCCAUGCAAAUGCCUAUCACCCAAAUGAUGCCUAAAAAUAACAUGCCUCAGUGAUUACAUCAUGAACCAUUUUUGAGAGUUUAUUCACUUGUUUUUGUUUUGUCUGGUAAAUGUUUUGUGGGGUUUGGGUUUGUUCAGUUUCAUGUCUGUUUUGAAUCAAUGUAUGAGCCAAACAGAAAUGAACAAAUAGAAAAGUGUUUAAUAAUGAUAAACAGGGUACCUGCAAAAACAUGGUUUUGCAUUUAAUACGUAACUAUAAGAAAAAUUGAGUUAUUUUAUUCAGCACAUUGGUAUUUCCUUUAUUUGAAAAACGUUUUCUUUGAAUAAGAAAUGAAGGUUUUAGCUAAAGAUAAGAUCUGUGUGAAUGCGAUAUAAUAAUAAUUUAAUUGUUUACUGUUCUAAAACCGCGCUAGUUCAUAUUCAAUUAGUGAUCAAAAUUGUGUCAUUUGAUAUUUUUCAUUAGAAAAGAAAUAUUGCCCCCAAUUCCAAAUGAAAAAUUGGAAUGGGAGAAUUUAAUUUUUGUUCGUAACUCCAACGUAUACAUGUACAUGUUUAUGUUCUGUUUGUACAAUGAUUUAUGAAACAGAGGAGAAAAAGAAAGAAAUAUAAUGACACCUCUGAAGCUUUGUAUGUAAAUAUAUCUAUAAAUAUAGCAGAUGUUUUGAUCCAAAGAAUUAAUCACGAUGCAAAUACAAGCUGUAAUUAUGAGGAUUUUGAAGAAAGUGAAUCAAUGUCCUUGAACAAUUUUUUUUGAGUUUAUACUAUUUGUGUCGAAGUAAACCAGAACGUCAUUUUUUAAGUCUUAUAAUUGUUUGUUUUUUCUCCCGAACAAACGCAGCUGUAUACAAUAUUUGGCAUCGAAGUUUUUUUUUAUGUGAUCAUUAAAUUUCACAGGAAACCGAUCUUGCAUUUUCAUUACAAGAAUGAAAAAUAAAACAGCCAGGACAUAUAACUCCGUUAA
Molecule: messenger RNA, 2748 nt
Organism: Patiria miniata (bat star)
Lineage: Eukaryota; Metazoa; Echinodermata; Asteroidea; Valvatida; Asterinidae
Product: transcription factor SPT20 homolog
Exons: 4
Coding region: 150-1841 (563 amino acids)
Biological process (GO): regulation of transcription by RNA polymerase II
Cellular component (GO): nucleus
Molecular function (GO): RNA polymerase II cis-regulatory region sequence-specific DNA binding; DNA-binding transcription factor activity, RNA polymerase II-specific
Source: RefSeq, a predicted model, not a curated record